Molecule: messenger RNA, 345 nt
Organism: Symbiodinium natans
Lineage: Eukaryota; Dinophyceae; Suessiales; Symbiodiniaceae
Source: the annotation of a GenBank genome assembly
AUGGUCGACAUGAAGGUGACUGCCAAAAAGAGCAUCAACUUCUACAUGAACUCAGCCAAAGCUUUCUUCACGGGAGUGGUCGACGUUGAAGGCAAGAAACGCGAGCCUGUUUGCGUGCUGAACAUCUCGGGCUUGGGUGAUGCCAUCAACGUCGCUGCACAAGCUGCUGGGGCCGUUGUUAAGGAGGGCCUCGCCACCAUCCACAAGAUCGAGACGUCUUAUCCUGAGAUGAAGUUGACGAACGGCUCGGAGCGGGGCUGUGUGGAAGCCUCAGUCUGUUGGGUCGAGAUGAGGAUGUUCGGGACUUGGCUUCUAGAUGUUUUGACAGAGUCGGUUCUUCUGUAA